Molecule: messenger RNA, 1523 nt
Organism: Umbelopsis ramanniana AG
Lineage: Eukaryota; Fungi; Mucoromycota; Umbelopsidomycetes; Umbelopsidales; Umbelopsidaceae
Exons: 1
Coding region: 13-1218 (401 amino acids)
Molecular function (GO): protein binding
Source: RefSeq, a predicted model, not a curated record
UCACCUUUCAAAAUGUCGAAACCAAUUGUAUCGCGUAUAUCCUCCAGAUCCUUGCAGUAUUCAGGCACACUUCGGUGGCGUAGCACUAGAUUUAUCUCGUCGUCAAGCCGUCGAUUGCUCCCACGAUUUCUCACGCCAAGAGAAGAACAAGACUUAUACCAAUCCAUUACCUCGUCAUUUCGAGAAAAACUUGCAUCGAACACGGCCAAAUCUCAAGAUUUUUACUCAAGCAUCAUAGAGCAAUCAUUAUUUGCUGUUCCUAGAUCCAAUCCUCCGUCUUCUUCCAAAGUUCAAGAUAUCUGCAGUCAUAUAGAUGCUGCUGUUGCUGCUAAAAAACCUCAAGAAUUGAAACCUCUUAUAUCCGAGCUUGAUCGUUCCAAUGCCCCUAUCAAGUACUACAACUAUUUAAUGAGAGCUUAUAUACGGCUCAAGGAUCUUAAGGGAGCAGAGUAUGUCCUCAAAAACCUACCCAUCGGCUUGCUUCCAAGUGCGCGUACAUUCACCUUGCUUAUCCAAGAAUAUCUGUCAACGGAUCUGGACCGAGCUUACGAGUAUAUGAAGCAAAUGCAAGAUAUGAGCUGCAAGCUUCACAAGUCUUUUGAUUAUAUUGUUGUCAUGCGUCUUCAUAUUCGAAGAGAUGAUCCACUGGCGGUCGAUUUUGCUUGGAAGGACAUGUUGCAACACAAGGAAACCGUAAAGCCGACUAUGCAGCUAUAUACGACUUAUCUAGGUUAUCUUGGGUCAAAAAAGAAGUAUGAGAAAGCAAGUGAAGUUAUUCAAGAUCUAGUGGCGUAUAGCCGAACGAACGAUGGUCUUCAAAAGACUCUCAGUGCACUACAGUGCAAAACAUUGAUUUCGAUUACCAAUCAGCUUGCUCUCCAUGAUCAACCUCAGUCGGCAUCCAAACUCGUGAAAUUUCUGUUAUCCAGUACGCUCACUUCAACCACGUCCAACACAGGAUUACCGGAAGGAUUAAUGCCAAAUGCAAUCACAUUGCCCUCUGAAGUAUAUACCAACAUCAUCAAUGGAUACAUGAACCUCAAAAAAUACUCUCCUGUCAUAGACUUUUACAAAGAGAUGACUGCAAGGAACGAUGUCCAAUUGGAGGAAGAGGCAUUGCUUACCGUCGAAGAGGCUCGCAAGUGCCUUAUGAGUAGGCAGUCAAAACAACAUCAACAUCAUGGGAAAAUGUACAUAGCUAAUCUGGCCCCAGUGUAAAUGAAAACAAUAAAGAUCACGUUGAUGAUACAUGUAUUUGAAAGCCAAUUGCAAGCGAACUCGCCAAGCGAAUAUGCCAAGCAGGGCUUCUGGUAGCGGUUAAAAAGAAAAUUCAUACGACGAUUUUCUGUUGAGAACAGGUUUAUUCCCAGACGAUGGAUUUGACAUAUUCGAAUUUCCCAGUAUGGUCCAGCGUUGGAAUCUUACUUACAGCCAAACUGAGUUCAUGCGCAGUUAGCAAAUUGUGGCUCAUUCUGCUGAACAAGGAUCACGCACUCUUGUGACAUGAUGAAGAUAGUACUGAG